This is a messenger RNA of Monoraphidium neglectum, 1191 nucleotides long. RefSeq names its product A/G-specific adenine glycosylase. Bases 1 to 1191 code for a protein of 396 amino acids. Gene Ontology annotation, cellular component: nucleus. Gene Ontology annotation, biological process: mismatch repair; base-excision repair. The record is from RefSeq and is a predicted model, not a curated record. NCBI's taxonomy places the organism in Eukaryota, Viridiplantae, Chlorophyta, Chlorophyceae, Sphaeropleales, Selenastraceae. Gene Ontology annotation, molecular function: 8-oxo-7,8-dihydroguanine DNA N-glycosylase activity; 4 iron, 4 sulfur cluster binding; adenine/guanine mispair binding. The transcript is spliced from 3 exons.
AUGGAGCUGGGCGCCACAGUCUGCAAGCCCACCGCCCCCUCCUGCGGCGCGUGCCCCGUUGCAAGCGUCUGUUUGGCCGCGCGGCGCGUGGCGGACCACGUGGCGGCUGGGGGUGACCCCCAGGCCGAGGGGGCGCCGCGGGCGACGGACUUUCCCGAGAAGGUGGCCAAGGCGGCCAAGAGGGAGCAGCACGUAGCGGUGUGCGUGGUCAAAGUGUGGGUCAAGCAGCAGCAGCAGCAGCAGCAGCAGCAGCAGCAGCAGCAGCAGCAGCAGCAGCAGCAGCCAGCCGGCGAGGACUGCGCCGCAGCCGCGCCGCUCGCCAAGCGGCGGCGCGCGCAGGGGCAGGGCAGCAUUCUGUCGUUCCUGGCGGCGCCGCAGCAGGGGCCCGCGGCGGGCGGCAGCAGCAGCGGCGGCGCAGGGGAAUCUGGCGCGGGCGCGCCCGAGAGCGAGGAGGCGCUCGCCAGGGGCGGGGCAGCUGCCUGGUACCUUCUCGUGCAGCGGCCCGCGCAGGGCCUGCUGGCGGGGCUGUGGGAGUGCCCUGGCGUCGAGAUAGCAGACGACACCGCCAGCGGCGCCGGCACAGCGGCGGCCGCCGCGCGCCGCGCCCUCGCCGACGGCCUCCUGGCGCGCCUCGGCGUCGCCCUGCCGGGCGGCAGCAGCGGCGGCGGCGGCGGCCGCGGCGGCAAUGGCACCGCCGCCCGGCUUGUUGCGCGGCGCCAGCUGGGCAGCGUGGUUCACGUUUUCUCCCACAUCCGCCAGACGAGCCACGUGGAGCAGCUUGUGCUGUCAGCGCCCUCCCUGGAGGCCGCCUGCAAGGCGGCUGGGGUCGGCGCGGCGGGGGCGACCGCUGCGGCGGCCGUGGCGGCGGAUGGGGCGACGAGCAAGGGGACGGCUGGGCGGCGGCGCGGGGCCGCGGCGGGCGGCGGCGACGAGGACGGGGGCAGCGGCAGCGACGGCGACGGCGACGGCGACGGCGCGGAGGACGAUGGGGGCAGCGGCGGGCGCGGCGCGGCGGGGGCGGCGGCGGCGGUGGCUGCGCUGCGGUGGGUGUCUCAGAGGGACCUCCGCGGCGGGGCGGAGGGCCUCACGUCCGGCGUGCGCAAGGUGCUGGCGCUUGCACAUGCGUUGGACAGCGGCGCCGAUGAAAAGGCCAAGGGAGGGAAGAGGGCCGCCCCUAAGGAGGGCAAAUGA